Messenger RNA from Sorex araneus (European shrew), 756 nucleotides. Its product is annotated as ras-related protein Rab-19. Lineage: Eukaryota; Metazoa; Chordata; Mammalia; Eulipotyphla; Soricidae. The transcript has 5 exons. The record is from RefSeq and is a predicted model, not a curated record. Bases 1 to 756 code for a protein of 251 amino acids. Gene Ontology annotation, molecular function: GTP binding; GTPase activity.
AUGGCCCUGGACGACAACUUCGACUUCCAGUUCAAGGUCAUUCUCAUCGGGGACUUCACCGUGGGUAAGACGUGCGUGGUGCACCACUUCGCCUCCGGGGUCUGCAGGGAGGCACAGCAGAGCACCAUUGGCGUGGACUUCAUCUUGCGUUCCCUGGACAUCGACGGCAAGAAAGUGAAGAUGCAGGUGUGGGACACCGCAGUCCAGGAGAGCUACCGGGCCAUCACUCGGAGCUACUACCGCAGGGUGGACGCGGCCAUCAUCGCCUACGACAUCACGCUUCGCUCCACCUUCGGGUCUGUUCCAUACUGGAUUGACGAGGUGAAGAUGUACAGAGACACCGACACGGUCAUCAUGCUGAUAGGGACCAAGUCUGACCUGUGGGAGAAGCGGCAGGUGCUGUUCGAGGAAGCCUUAGCGCUGGCGGAGAAUUUCAGCCUCCUGGCGGCGCUCGAGACCUCGGCCAAGGAGUCCAGGAACAUCAACGAGGCCUUCGAGCUCAUGGCCAGGGUGCUGAUCGCCAGCAACAGCCUGUCCGCCCUGAGCAGCGUCCCCAACUCCACGGCCAUCGUGCUGGCCCCCCGCUCCCAGGGCUCCCAGGAGCUCCUGUACAGCACCGCGCACGACCCCCUUCCGCACAACAUGGACCCCCGCCACACCCCACCCCGGCACAGGGCCACAAUGAAGGCUGAGAUGCCUCCAGGACCAGAUUUUGGGGACAACGCUGACCCCAGAGCUUGUUUCAGGAUCCCCUAG